Mya arenaria is the source of this 1571-nucleotide messenger RNA. RefSeq lists its product as uncharacterized. The record is from RefSeq and is a predicted model, not a curated record. The transcript is spliced from 5 exons. Lineage: Eukaryota; Metazoa; Mollusca; Bivalvia; Myida; Myidae. The coding region runs from base 229 to 915 and encodes 228 amino acids.
GUUCUAAGCUAUGACAGUUUUUCAAUAAUGGCUUUUAAAUGAAAUCGAAUGUUUGCCAAAUGUUUAAAUUAAACAGACCAGUUAUGACUAGUGAUAUUGUUCUGUUUGAAAAUUAAAUCAAUAUGCCAAUUAAUAGGAAUUAAAUCAUAUCCUCUGAGAGUGUACUGUGGGUUUAACAAAGUGCAAUAAACUGAAGUGAAAAUCAGAAGGAAUAAAUGACAAAGUAUAAUGGAUUGUAAAGAAACUAUUGAGACCAGUGGGACAUGUACAGUAACUGAGCUAGGCGGUCCGUUUAAAGUUCAUUCCGCCUUCCAAGGGCUUGAAACAAACAGAAACAAAGAUAAUGCCGAGCUAGGGACAAAUGCGAAGAUACCAGGCAACCUGCUGCGGAAGUCGUUUGACGUCACUUCCGGUUCAGUAACACUACCGCCCCUCAGACGCAGUUACACGGAUAUUGGAAGUCUACGUACAAUAAACAAACGUCCCAAAUCUCCGACCCCUAAUUACACGAUGAUCAACAAACGGGAUCCAUCACGGCUUCAAACUCCCGCCGUAAAGGCCCUUGUGACGACGUCCCGCCCGAUACCGCACCUUUUCGACCGCAAAGCCUCGACUCCGGAGAGGAAGGACGGGCCUCCGAACAAGACCAAACAGAUGUGGAAAAAUGAGAUAACGAAAGUGGUACCGGCCCGACCCCCUAUCGCCAUCCACUCCGACUGGAAGGCACCACCAGCUGAUUGGGAUGAUCGAGAUCAAUACAUAUACGGCGCACAUCCAAUGUUUUACAAAAAUCUCAAAUAUCCCAUGCACAAAGACUUCACAGUCAACCCCGAGUGGCUCUCCGAGUACAUGACAGUUUCUACUUACUCACAAGCUUACCGAACAUGCGCUUUGCGGUAUGGUUGGUGCGCAUAACGUAGAACGCAAUAAGUGAUGACGUCAUAUUUCCUCCUGAUUUAAAUGCUAAUAUGUAAGGUAGAACGGUUUGUUUGUAAAAAGCGUGUACAUGCAUAUCUUCUGCGACAAAUUAUUCAUAACCAGUCCAAAGUGGAUUUCAGAAACUUCUAUACCACAAUGCUUAUAUCGCACUGUGUGUGACGCAUGCGCAUUGCGUUAUGUGUAACGCUUAGCCGCCAUUUUAGGUAGAGUAACUAAUAAUAAUGUUUUAUUGUUUUUGUUUUGUUUCUUACAUAUGCCUCGGCGGUAAAUGCUUUAUAUUCAGACCGAAAAUAUUCCGUGCGCAUGAAGCUUACUUACUCCCAGCUUAACAACAUGCGAAUUGUUAUAUGCGCACAACGGCAAAAGUGAUGACGUCAUAAAGACCGUCAACUUAAACUAAAAACUUUUCUGACGUACAUUAUUGUAACUAUAUUCUUUUUUUUUAGAUUUUAUAAUUCAAACUAUAAACUGUCACCUUGGAGUUAUGCCUCAUCUAACCUACAUUGUUAUUACUACGAUAAAUUUAUAUAUUUUUUGUUAUCAAACCCAGUAUAUUAUAAUCAGUAUUAUUAUCCUUGUUCACUGUUUUUCACCUUGUUAACUUUUUGUUUCUUGACCUUUGUUAUUAAAUC